UAGUAUUGAACGCAAAUCUGCUGGCUGUUUAGUUUUACUGAGAGCGAGUACCGGAACUGGACUGUUGUCGCACAAUCUUACAACGGUUAUAUUUACACUUUCUGUCCGCGAUUAAUACAGUAGUUUAGUGGUCUGCGCCAUGGCUUUGUACGGGUGUGUCGGAGCCAUGGCUUUACCUAGCGAGCUUAUCGUCCAUAUAUUUUCAUUCUUGUCCGACCGUGACAAGCUUCGGGCCUCGUCCGUGUGCUCUCGCUGGAGGGAGUGUCUGUUUUACCCAUCGCUUUGGACGGAGCUGAAGUUGCGUGUCGGAGGUGGUGCAAACCGGGAAGGCUCUGGCUCCGAACAGACCCCAAGAUUAGAAUUUCUCAUGAGGAACUUUGGCUCUUUCGUGCGGGAGCUACAUCUCGAGGUUACCCCUGUGGACGGAUAUCUAAGCCCACUGAGCGGAGUGGAGGGCAGGAUAGAACCUGUAGAACGCGACCCUCAAUUGCUUGAUCGCUGGAAAGACUCAAUGAUCACCUAUUUGGAACAGGUGUUGUGUGUGCUCGGAUGUAUUCGAAACAACAGAAAUCUCCAGAAGCUGAGUCUGUAUGGGGAUACCUGCAUUCUUCAGGAUGAGGGCAUUCUGGACAGUGCCUAUCUCCAGCAGGUUGACCAAGGAGGCAAGAAAAUCAAAGAGAUCCAACAGCUGUUAGUGGAGGUUCUGUCUAACAGCAGGAAGAUAAAGUGGCUGUCGUCCGCCUUCAUGCUGGGCGUGGUGACCCCAUGCUCCCUGGCCUCUCUGUCCAACCACAGCGCAGGCUCCCUGGAGCACCUCGGCUUGCUGGACAACCAGCUGCCUUGCCUGGUCUCCCCUGUGGAGCUGGAGCGGCUGGUCCACCUGCGUUCCCUGGCCCUCGACUUCUGUGACUUCACCUCUGAGUUGAGCCACCUACUGGCUGGUGGAGACCGUGCUCCGCUACACCGUCUCUCCCUGAUGCUCAACGGUGCUGCUCUGGAGGCUAAGCCGCUCGAUGGCACCGCCAGUGAGGACGACUGGAAGGCCCUGGUUGAACGCAGCGCUAACCUGCGGGUCUACGUGAUGGCACUGGAUGUGUGCAGCCAGAACCUGCUGAGGGUGCUAAAACCAAGCCUGCCUCUGGAGAGGAUCCACCUGGACAGCUACUCCACCUUGGUCACAGACGGAACCCUGGAGCUCAUUGCCCAGCAGUACAACAAGACCCUGAGCCACUUCGUCCUGAUGAGGGAUGACACCGGCUUCCCUGACCUUGGCAUCAACCGAAACGAGGACCCGCUGGUCCUACUGGCCUGGCGCUGCGUACACCUCUCUGUAUUGGUCAUCCACGGCUACACUGUGUGGUCCCACAACCUGGUGGCCAUCUCCCGUCUACGUGGCUCCAGCCUCAAGGUCCUGGCUGUGUCCGAGGAGAGCAUUGACUUCGACCCAGACCAGAGGGUCUUCAUGGAGGGUGACCCCGUCCACAACCUGGUGAAGGAGGUGUCGCUGGGCCUGGGGCGCGUCUGGCACCCUUCUAUGGACUCCAACCUGGUCCUCAGCGAGCCCACCCAGCACUUCCACAGGGAGAUGCAGAGCUUCAGCUUGGGCAUGUAGGCUAGAGCUGCAGCCGCCAGACCGGGCAGCCAUCUGGGUCGUGUUCAUUAGGCGUCAAACAAAAGAAAACAAGACCUAAACAGGAGGGACCCCACUUCACCAAUAAGCAACGCAAAUUUUCUGUUACAAAACGUUUUCCAUUGAAUGACCUAAUGAAUACAACCCUGGUCUGGUCUUGACUGCUGCACAUGCUCAGUGUUUGUCUUGGGACCUAUAAGGUGGUUAGAUCAUCAUCUCAUUUACAUACGUUUAUCUUUUAAUUGUGUUUAUUUUCUUCUCUGUAGCAUGAACUUAUCCUUUGUGCCGUGUUUACCAGUAUUAGCUCUAUAUUUAUAUCUAUCUAUAUAUAUCCUGCUUAUGAUUAGGAGAGUAUAGUUGAAUAUUUGUUUAGUAGCUAAAUGAGCGAUUGGUGUUGUAAGGAGGCUUUUCUACACAGCUAGCUUAGUUAGUUGUAUUGCAAGUUUUCUUUUUUGCUUUGUGUUUUGUCUGUCAGCAAGUGCUGAGUUAAGAAGUUAAUCCACCUUGGCUUUUUGCAAUGAUGGAAUCCUGUGUACUUGUUCGUGCAAAUCUUUUAAAAUGGGAGAUUAGUCUUGUAGUCUUCCGGCAGAGGGAGGGACCGUGCUGAUGGAGUGUGUGGUUAGGCCCCCCCCCCAGCCCAGCAAGAUCCUGUCUGCUCUUUACUUUUGUGUUUUGGAGAUGAUAUUGUUGCUAUGUUACGGGACUAAGAUCCUGCUGGUUCUUCUCAACCCAGAGGUGGGAUAUGAUCGGUUUCCACACAGAGUUUCCUACGUUCUGCUGCAGUACUUAAGUCAGGGGUUAGCGUUGCGAGUCGUACGCUGCAGUUUGCUCUCAGAAAAAUCCUCUCUCAGGUGGGCAAAACAUGAUUAUAUGAAGAUGAUGAGGAUGUAUAUACUAUGAAACAAUCAGCUAGUCUGUCGGUGUAAUGCCGUUUUCUUCACAUUUGCCUUGGAAAACCCCUUGUUUUCUAGUAUCAGUAGUUUUUGCCAUCCAAUCUGCCCGUUUUACCAUGUGGGGUAAACAAACUUAGUCGUACAUUUGUUUUAAGAUUAAGGUGUUUAAACAAUGGCAAAAAGCUACUCCUUGCACAUGUUUCUCUUGUUCACAGCUAUGUUGGCUGACUCCAGGGCCACAGUGUUUCACCAGCUGAACGUUGGAUGGAGGGAAGCGUUUGCUUGCUUGCUUCCAAAUCUCAGGAUUUUUGCACUUCCAGUAAAUGUCUCCAUUUGAAGGCUUUCUUUUAAUAUAAAGCUUUCUGUUGAUCUGCGGGCCAGUGUGCGUGGUGGUGUGACUGGAUACUAAUACUGUGGGAAGAGCUCUUCCAACACUACGCAUACCAGAGGUUGUUGAUUUUAUUUUUCUAGACACGCCUUCUCGUUUCCUCUUAACUUUUAAAAAGGUUAACAUCCUCGAUGUGCGUCUGUGAAAAUACUUUUAAUGGCGUUUUCUAUUGUGUAUUUGACGUUUUAGAGCUCAGAGUAGUAGAGGGAAUCUGAGUUUGAUAGCUUCAUAUUUACAUUCUACCACUGAGCAAACAACCUUUUUAAUGUGUAAAGUUGUCUGCUAUCCAGAAUUCCCCUUAUAUAUCCAUAUUUUUUUUGUUGCUUGUAAAGCUUCGGGAGCCAGUCUUGACUGAUAACGCAGUAGUGUGUGUGGCUUUGAAUAGGUGACCUGUGGUUGUUCUGUACUGCUGAGAUGUUGGAACAGUCUGGAAAAGAGGAGUGUAGGUUUCUCUUGUUCUUGUGUGAUUUGUGAAGCUGUCGGUCGGCUAUUACUAUUUGUAGUGUUCCUCCGUGCCCAUAACUUUCAUUGGUACUACCAAAGCCAGCCAUUUUAGUCAAGGAAGAGAAACACAGUAUGCAAAGUUCUGUAUAUUGAGGGGAAAAUAAGUUUGCCUAGAAACAGCUGGCAUCGGAUGGCAAGGUGUGUGCUAUCCAUGGUUCAAACAAUGUAACGAUCAGCCUAUGGGAUCCACUACUAACCUGUUUAGUUGUGGCAGUAAGAUAUGUGCCUGCAUGCAAGGUUCCACUUGGGUUAAACUUACAUAGUCUAUCGACGGUUGAUGCAUGAGAAGUGAUAAAGGAAUAUUGAAAUUAUAUACAUGUUAACAGAGGGAUUCUUACCUUUUUUUGUUUUUAGUACCACACCAAAAAGGAUGUAGAUAAUAUUCUAUAUUUGGAGUUAACUUGUUUAUGCUGAAAAGGGGUAGUGUAAGACCUUGUUAGAAUAUGACAAAUGCCAGACAAUUGUUACAAUGUGUAAAACAUCCUAAUGCUGUGCCUAAAUCCAGUGUAGCUUUUGCUCUUUUUUUUGUGUGUGUUCAGUUCUAGUACAGCAUUUCACUACCGUUUAAAGCAUUUCUGCAUUUUUUUUGUUGUUGUGGGGGCUGGUUGUGUGUGUAAAGUUUCAGAAGUGCAUACAUCAAAGAAGGGGGUGUAUGGUGUGCUUGAAGCAAAGCAUGGUGUACCGCUUUCUCACCCGUGAGCAGGAAACAACCUUUCCAUGAGGUGUUCCAUACCUAAAAGAUAAAUGAUGAAAGUUAGGAAGAAUCUUUCUCCCAACAAGUCACUGGUUUCAACAAAACGGUCUGUCAGCGUGUCUGCAUCAGCUGCCAAAGAUAACUGUCGGAAACGACCCUUAUGAAGUGCCAACGUGCUGGCAUAGGGCAGGGCCAAUGGCUGAUCAGCCAAAAUGUACUACUAUGACUGCUCUUCCACAAAGUACUACUAUGACUGCUCUUCCACAAAUACUACUAGAAAUAUACCUACUGAAUAUGGGGUGAAGUUGGACCACAUGUGGUGCACAGCUGUGCUGUGGCUUGGUCAACAACAGAGCUCUAGCUCACCAAUUUCAUUGUGAAAAGUGAAUGUCAUUUAAGUAUAGAUAAAAUCAAGUUUGGUUGAUUCUUUCAGCCCUGUACGCUGCUAUGAGACCUGUCAGGAACAUUCCACUGGGGAGUUAAAAACCAACAGAAAAUGGCCAAAUGUCUGUAUGAAAGGAAUUUUUUUAAUUUAAAUAUUUUUUUUAGGGGUAAUUGGAUCCAGUAAAUGAUGCACAAUUGGUCUUUGCUGAAAAAAUGGUUUGCUGUGUGAAGUCAUAUAGAAGUGGUUGUGCAGCCCAGUCUCACUUUGCAUGUUAACAGGCAUAGCAGUGGAGGUAUUUUAUUUUUAUAUUCUGGAGAAAAGUUAUUACAGUUAUUUUAUUUUCUUGACAUUUUAUAUGCCAUCACAAUCCUCAUCUCUCUUGUAGAAAAGGAGGAAGCUAUAUAGCGACAGUGAGCUGCUUGAGGGCAGGUCCAUCAGAGUUAACUGUUACCUGUAGAACCUCAUUGUGCUUCGAAAGCUACAGCUAAAUGACCUCGUACCAGCCUUAUUAAGAGCGUAAACGCUUGAAGAGACCUGAGGUGAGGAUUCUGUUUUGUUUUAUUCCAUUAUUAAAAACCUGCACCACUAUCAUACCACAGUUCACUGUUGUGGGGGUCAGGAGGGAGGUGAGCUUAAAACAUGUCACAACUCUUAAUGGCUUGCUUGCAUUACAGCCAAGUCAAACGCAUAUAAUCCAGUGGCUUUUAUUUUUCUGUCACUUACAAAUGGAAAUAACAAUGUGAUUGUUUUAAGAUCUUGAUUCUUUGGAAGCGAAACUCUGUUUCAAAGGCUACCGUGGGUUACAGACAUGGUCUCUAUGAGACUGGCCAGCAGGCCCCAGUUUUAAGUGGUAUGAAUGUUGUGCAUUUGUUUAAAAUCAGGAUAUUUUAAUGCAAAAUAAGUCAUACAAGUGGCCAUGGGGCACUAGCAGUGCGAACACCUAGGCUGUGUCCUUAUAAGCUUUCGGGGAAGAAAAUAACUGCGUAUUUGUAUAUAUCAAUACAUAAUGUAUACUCUUAUGCAACAUAUUUCCGGGGCUCUAUUUAUGAACGUUUAAGCUUUAAGGUGGUUUUACCAUUUUUGCUAAAUGUUUAAAUAUUUGAGACAUAGUUGACAGAACAGCUGUCCAAGUGAGCGCAUUGGAUAUGUACAGUACAUCUGCAAAUGGGAAAUCCACUGGUGCAGGUGUGAAAAUGCCAAGUGUAGAGAAUUUUGAUUUGAAAAAGUGAUGCAAGAUAGCUAAAGAAGGAAAAGCCUAAGUGACAUAUUGGGUAAACCAGCUGAAUGUUGAAUGGUUAUUUUUUAAACCAGUGAAUAAAAGCAUUACAAAAGACAAA
Salvelinus fontinalis (brook trout) is the source of this 5831-nucleotide messenger RNA. RefSeq names its product F-box only protein 33-like. Lineage: Eukaryota; Metazoa; Chordata; Actinopteri; Salmoniformes; Salmonidae. The coding region runs from base 140 to 1612 and encodes 490 amino acids. Gene Ontology annotation, cellular component: SCF ubiquitin ligase complex. The transcript is spliced from 4 exons. Gene Ontology annotation, molecular function: protein binding. Gene Ontology annotation, biological process: SCF-dependent proteasomal ubiquitin-dependent protein catabolic process; positive regulation of protein ubiquitination. The record is from RefSeq and is a predicted model, not a curated record.